UCCCGGCUCCGUCCCGGUAGGAGCUCUACGGGCGGAGCGCUCUCCCGGCUCCGUCCCGGUAGGAGCUCUACGGGCGCAGCGCCGCCCCCGCCGGCGGUGCCGAAGAUGGCGGCGCUGAGGCUGUGGCGGUGCGGCUGCCGGGCGCUGCUGUCCCGGCCCGCCGCAGCUCCGCGGGCGCGGCGCGGCCUGGCCGCUGGGCCGGAGAUGCAUUUCGGCUUCCAGACCGUGACGGAGGAGGAGAGGAGGGAGAAAAUUUAUCAGGUCUUUGAAAAUGUGGCCAAGAAGUACGAUGUAAUGAAUGAUUCAAUGACUCUAGGAAUUCAUCGGGUGUGGAAGGACAUCCUCGUGCAUAAAAUGAACCCUUGCCCAGGAACACUUCUCCUUGAUGUUGCUGGGGGAACAGGUGACAUUGCCUUUCGAUUCAUUAAUUAUGUUCGCUCUGUACGACAACGCCAGCUCCAGAGGAAGCUCAAGCACCAUCAGAAUUUGUCAUGGCAGGAAAUUUUUGAGAGUUACCAGAAUGACAAAUUUAACAACUCACUAGGGGAUUCCCAAGUGGUGGUCUGUGACAUCAACAGAGAAAUGUUAAAAGUUGGGAAGCAGAAAGCACAGCAUCUUGGCUACUCUGAAGGCUUGUCCUGGGUACUUGGGAAUGCUGAAGAGUUGCCCUUUGAUGAUGAUAAGUUUGAUGUUUACACAAUUGCCUUUGGAAUCCGAAAUGUAACUCGUAUUGAUCUGGCACUUCAAGAGGCCUAUCGUGUGCUGAAACCAGGAGGAAGAUUUCUCUGCCUUGAAUUUAGUCAUGUCAGCAACCCUCUUCUUUCCAGGCUCUAUGAUCUCUACAGUUUCCAGGUUAUCCCUGUUCUGGGUGAGGUUAUUGCUGGUGACUGGAGGUCUUACCAGUAUCUUGUGGAGAGCAUCCGACAGUUCCCCCCUCAGGAGGAGCUGAAGGCAAUGAUAGAAGAUGCAGGCUUUUUCAAAGUGGAUUAUGAGAAUUUGAACUUUGGCAUUGUUGCCAUUCACUCGGGUUUCAAACUCUGAGUCUGGGUACCAAAACACCAAAAGUACAAUUUUCAUGAGGGAUAUGAGAGCUGUGGAAUUUUAACAGGAUCAAAAGGAGUCCUAAGAAGUUGUGCAGCAGAUACUUGCUCAGCAGCUGGGCUCAGAAGAACACAAGUUACCUCUCCCCACCAAGAAACCUGUGGAGUGACUCCAGUGGUGUUUCUUACACUUGCAUUUCCCUUCAAGUGCAAUGUAAAGGAUGUGGCCAAAACUGAGCAAUGCUGACAAACGAAGCAAGUUGGCAGUGGGUGUGGAUAAAGACACAGACUGAUUAAUCUCCAAAUAAGAUGCCUUUCUUUUUACUAAGCUUUGAAGGAGGAUAUUAUACUUGUGAGAAGUAACUUGGAUUUAUGAAGUAACUAUGGACUUUUAUGAAGCUGUUAUUAUCUUUGUCAUGUGGAGUUUAAGGAUUUUUUCCCAUGACUCCUCCUUUCUAAGGGAAAUGGAAGGCUUAUGAAAUAAAAGGGCUCUGCAUCAACUUUUUUCCACUUAAAUCAGUCUUGUAAGAAGGUUUCCUAAGAAAGGACGGAUUCAGGGUGUGGGAAUCGAGGUGGGGAUGUUCAUCUUUCAUCACAUGGCAAUAAAGAGGGUAAUUCAAGAGGGCAAAGGGAUAAACUAUUUUAUUAGCAAAGAAGCCAUCUUUUGAAAGAAAAUAAAUAAAAGGAAGACAUUUUUGUUUUUUUAUAUAGCCACAAUGAAAAUACCAGCCGCUACAGCAAAAUCCCUGACCAUUAACAAUACAAUACAAGACCUGAAGAUCAAGAUGUGUUUCCCCAGGAAGGCUGAAGGUGGGAAUCAGUGUGCAGUCCUGUGCCCAGGUGCAAGUUUCAGUAACAGUCCAUGGCUCUAGCCAGACUUGAACAGAAGAAUAGCGACUUGGCCGAGGUAGAAGUAGAUGAAGUGCUUGGUCUCAUGAGUCACAUAGCUGCCAAAAUUCCUGCCCACGAUGCAGUGCCACGUGGGAUUGUAUUUCUUGUCAAAUUCCUACAGAAUAGAGAAGUAGAAAGUCAGCAUUUUCAUGGUAAUUACACUAAUAUUGUCUAACAGUUGGGGAGGUUUUUUUGGCAAUGAUUUGUCACUUGAUAACAAGUAUCACUUUUGGAAAAAGGCAAUUAAGGAGCAGCAUAUGCUCUUAAGCACAAGGAUCAUCUGUCACUUUAUAACUCAUCUGCUGCUUAGUCAUACCAAAAAAACCCAAAUGCUUCCGAGCAGAGCAGGAAUAAGCUUAAAGCAUAUGUUUGGGGAGGUAACUUUUCCCCUACAGUCAUGCCAUGAUGUCAAACCAUAACUUCUAAGAAUUUGUCUGCUUGUUCCAAAUCUCUGAUGAAACUGGUAUUUUUCUAUAUUAGCUUCUAUUUCUGAAGCUAAUGGACUUCAUCAGCUUCUUUUUGCAGUAAGGAUGCUUGAUGGAAAAUUCUCUGCCAUAUCUCUGACACCUGGUCAUGAGAUGAUGAUGAUGUGACACGCUGCUGUCAGGAGCCUGCUACAAAUAAACUCCUGUGUACAGGUCUACAGUGAGCAAACCCAUGCAGUGAGUGGAUUUAUACUGCAGUACCUAACAGCUGUCAGCUGAAGAGAAUUUUGUGAGGACAUGGAAGUUUCUGUUCUGCUCAACCAAACCCUUCAGCUCGUUGCAGCUCAGUCAGGCUCCCAGUAGGAGUCAAGAGAGAAAAUGUGACAAACUGUAAGCUAUGAACCAUCUGUUCAGCAUUAGCAUGAACAGCUUGUCUUACGUGUGGUGGGAAAGGCAAAAAACCAAACCCACUUAUUACAUGGUCGGCAAAGCACCACUCUUUAAAUAGGCUGCACAGAGCCCGUGUCUUGUACCAGCUCAUCAGUCACAGGGACAGCCAGGUGCCACUCUCUGCUCAGCUGGACAAUGGGACAGUGGCAGAAAAGGUGUAAGGCAUUACAAGACAAAAGCAGAAGGACCUAGAAAGGUCCACAUAAAGGGUGGGGAACAGAACAGAAAGAGAGAAAGUCUAACUUGAUUAUCUGGUGCCUCCAGAACUCGUUUCUCUAGAGCUACUUGCCUAGCAGCGUUCUCCCCAAUUGAUUUUUCAUGAGCACAUUACAAGCCAACAUCUACCUUCUUGAUGUGAGCAGCGAUGUCCUUCUCGAUGUUGUAUUUCUCCAAGGCUUGAGUUGCACAUUCCACCGAGUCUUGCUGCAUCUCCUCUGACAUGUCUGCAUUUUUGAUCACUGCCUUUCGAUCACUCAUGAUUGCCUGCUUGGAGGGAAAAAGAAAGAAAUUCAAAGUUGCAGGAGCACCUGCCAGAACCACCUGCUGCCAAGCAGCCCCACGGGUAUCGCCGCGCGGUGCCCCCGCCCUGGCCGGGAGUGCCAGGCACGGCCCCGGGCAC
Molecule: messenger RNA, 3425 nt
Organism: Camarhynchus parvulus
Lineage: Eukaryota; Metazoa; Chordata; Aves; Passeriformes; Thraupidae
Gene: COQ5
Product: coenzyme Q5, methyltransferase
Exons: 7
Coding region: 106-1041 (311 amino acids)
Biological process (GO): ubiquinone biosynthetic process
Molecular function (GO): methyltransferase activity
Source: RefSeq, a predicted model, not a curated record